Penicillium crustosum is the source of this 297-nucleotide messenger RNA. RefSeq lists its product as uncharacterized. NCBI's taxonomy places the organism in Eukaryota, Fungi, Ascomycota, Eurotiomycetes, Eurotiales, Aspergillaceae. The record is from RefSeq and is a predicted model, not a curated record. Bases 1 to 297 code for a protein of 98 amino acids. The transcript is spliced from 2 exons.
AUGUCUCCAGCCGUAAUCGUCAUAUGCGCUCUCCACUUACAGAAGGUCCCAAAGAUCGACGCUAGAUUCGUGGGUCUUGGCAUCUUCGACCCAGCUUGCCCAGAAAAAAGCCCGAAUACGUUUAGUAAUGGCGCAAUUGCUAAUCUCUCGCUUGGUGAUCCCGAUUCGGUACAUUCUAUGCUACGCCUAUCGUUCCAGAAGGCGAUAGUUGGAGAGAAGAAUGGAUAUGGAAACCCCAAAGUUUCCUUUAUCAACCGACAGGUGGUACUUGACCUGAACUUUGUCACGAAACAUUGA